Messenger RNA from Cuscuta europaea, 1557 nucleotides. NCBI's taxonomy places the organism in Eukaryota, Viridiplantae, Streptophyta, Magnoliopsida, Solanales, Convolvulaceae. The record is from the annotation of a GenBank genome assembly.
GCAUGUUUUCAGGGAACUAAUUCGUAAAUAGCCCACCCUAUACAUACAAAGUGUAUAUAAAUGAUGAGCACCGCUGCUUUGCACCUCCCAAGAAUUCCCACAUACUUCCGGAUUUCCAAAGUUGAGCCAGACUCUACCCUCCUCAUACUCCAUCCUCUCUCUAAUCAACCUUCUUCCAUCCUUUUGACAAGAAGCAGAAGACAACAUUUUGUGACAACAAGCAGGAGCGUUACCAUUAGUGAUUAUAAUCAAAGUACACAUCAAGAAAUAGUUAUGACGAGAGAAAACAGUGAUCAAGUUGUUGGGAUUAGUGAGGAGAUGAUGACGAAGAAGCCGGCGACGGCAGCUACCAGGGACGGUGGUUGGGAGUCAAGAUCGGCGGCGCCGAUAGUGGCGAUGGUUGUCGUACAAGUGAUAUUCGCAGGGUCACAAAUUCUGACCAAAUUGGCCAUCAAUAAAGGAAUGCUGGUGUUUGCUAUCUUGACUUACCGUCAUCUCGUUGCCGCCAUUUGCAUUGCCCCAUUGGCUUUCCUCUUUGACAGGAAAGUUGACAAGAAUUUGAAUCCAAGGGUUUGUCUUUGGACAUUUUUUACAGCUCUAACAGGGAUAACAUUAGGGAUGGGAUUAUUCUAUUAUGGUCUCAAGGAUACAAGUGCAACUUAUGCUACCAACUUUAGCAAUUUAAUUCCUAUAGCAACCUUCUUCCUUUCUGUUGUUGUUCGAAUGGAGACUCUGAAAUUGAACAAUCGAUGGGGGCGAUUCAAAAUAGUUGGCGCAUUCCUCUGUGUUGGAGGAGCUUUGGUUAUUAGUCUGUAUAAGGGAAUAUCAUUGCCGUUCUUUCAUCUAAACUCUCAUCAUAAGGCGAUUACAUCAAUUGUAAGCAAAAGAAGUCAACAUUGGAUACGUGGCACCAUUUUGUUGGUUUCAAGUUGUGCCGGUUAUGCCCUAUGGUUUAUUGCACAGGCCCGCUUGCUAAAGGUACUCCCAUCAAAGAAUAUGGGAAAUCUUCUGACAUGCGUGACAGCAUCAAUACAAACAGCAAUUUUGGGUAUAUGUUUGGAUAGAAGUGGGAAUUCAUGGAGUUUAGGUUGGAACGUGAAGUUAAUCAAUGUUCUUUUCUCGGGUGCAUUGGCUUCUGCGGCGUCAUUCUAUUUGAUUAUUUGGGCAGUUGAAAAGAAGGGGCCAACUUAUCCCUCAAUGUUUGAUCCUCUCUCUGUAGUGUUUGUAGCUAUUAUUGAAGCUAUCUUCUUUGGCGAGGAUUUCACAAUUGGAAUCUUGUUAGGAAUGAUACUCAUGAUUGCUGGAUUGUACAGUUACUUGUGGGGGAAAAGAGGCGAGUUAAGAAACAAUUCAACCAUCAAUGUCACGAUAUCAAGUGCUAACAAAGAAGUUGUUGGUUCUGUAGCAAGUCUUGACGUUUGAAAUGUUUUGAACCAUUUUUAGUUGAUUAUGUAAUGUUCAAUGAAUGAAAAGUUAAUUUUGUGUGUGUGCCUAAAAACAACAAAAGAUAUUAUCUAAUUGCAAAAAUAAUUUGUGAAUAUAAUAACAAACUAUAAA